AUGUCCAGGCGUCAAGAAAUUAUUCGAAACCUUACAAAUAUUAGACAACGUAUCGAAGCAAUAGUUGAAGGAAAAUAUGAGGCACGAUUAGUUGCAGUUAGUAAAUUUAGAGACAAAACUGACAUCCGUAUAGCUUAUGAAGGUGGACAACGACAUUUUGGAGAGAAUUAUGUACAAGAAUUAGUUGAAAAGAGCAAAGAGCUUCCUUUGGAUAUUCAAUGGCACUUCAUUGGUCCAUUGCAAAGUAAUAAAUGUAAAAUGCUUGCUG
Molecule: messenger RNA, 268 nt
Organism: Scutellospora calospora
Lineage: Eukaryota; Fungi; Glomeromycota; Glomeromycetes; Diversisporales; Gigasporaceae
Source: the annotation of a GenBank genome assembly